GGUCGCCGUAACCGCCAGGAAUGAACGACAGAACGAACGGGGCGGAAUGGAACGUGAAAAGUUCGAGGGGGUCAGGUGGGAACGGAGGUGUGCGUAGGAGCGCGCGAGUGGGAGGCGCCAUGUGUAGUAUAUAGGUGUGUGAAACUCCAGCCGCGCGACACCAGACACAGUAAGUCCAGCCGUAGCGAGUCCUCCUCCCUCCCUCGCGGAUAAUACUUACUGCUCGGUGGAAACGAGAGCGACCACGUGGUUUUUCUCUCUUGCGUUGUGGACGGACGGACGGACAAGAACUUUUCUCCCUCGCUUGUGCACUGCUUUGCGUUUUUCGUCAGCCUUUCGGUGAAGAUUGCGUGAAUGCUUCUACUGCCGCGAAUUUCAUCGGCAAAGCGACACCGAUGCAGGUCUUUCUAACUCCGAGGCCCCUUCCUUGUCUAUGGAGACUUUGUCAAAGUGAUGUGUGACGUUGGUUGUCUCGUCGUCUGUGUUUCAUCGAGGAAGAUUCCUUGAAAAGUGGAUCUGGUUCCAGUCUGUGACUUCAUAGUUCGCUUCGGUGUUGUCCAGAAUCAGAGGAAUUUAUUUAACGUCGUCCACGAUGGCCUUAACGAAAAAUCCCAUGAAGACCAUCCUGAUCACCAGUAGUGUUUCUUUCGUUGUUUUGAGCGUCAUUGCAGAAGUCACCGCCAGCAAAUCGGUCCAGCAACAGAGGUCGUUCAGGUCAUCGCCAAUGCUAUAUAUCGUCAACGGCACGGAAUCCCUCAUAAGAGAAAACAAAGACGGGUUCGUUUAUUGUUACAGCAAUUUGAGACUUCCCGGGAGGCCGUCACCCCUGGCGGUCCUAUGGACAGACCCCCAGGGCAAGCCCCUCCUGCCGUUUUCCAAAGUAGACGUGAAAAAGGAAAGGAUGUUUUCCGUCCAGCAAGAUUUCUUUAGGCCCAAUGCUUACCUGGUCUUCAGGAACUUCGACGAGACCUUGGAAGGCCUGUACACCUGCAACCUGCUCUACCUGGGCAAACUCGUGGCGUUGCGGUCAAUUCACCUGAAGUUGUUUCGACCGACAUUCCGUGUGGUUGCGCUACCGAGGUGUUUGACGGUCAGGGCAGGAGGCACGGUGCUGAUCCCUUCUCCCGUCACAGGUCACCCAGAAAGACCUCCCUACUGGAGAAGAAUAGGUGGCGACGAUGACCCGUCCACCGCGGUUCAGCUGCCAACAGGUCUCCUUGUACAAGGCAUUCAAGAAUCUGCCGUCUACCGGGCAGUGGCUCGCCUGGGCGGAGGCCUCACCCACCAACAGGAUGUGACUCUGUCGGUGAUCCUGCAUGACGGCAGGGUGAAGGAAUUGAGGAGUAAGCCUAGGGUAGCAACUUCAGCCCCAUCAAAAUGUCUAAGUAGACCUGUGCCCGGGGCACCUCUAUACUCCUCUAGCGUUGUCAUCGCCAAUGACCUCAUUGCCGACAUGCAGAUGGCAGCUUGCUGCAGCGACCCAGAAGACGGCAGACAGAAGUAGAUAUGGAGAGACACAGGGUAGUACUAUGGGAAGCCUCCACCACUACCGCCGUUGCGAGAGCACAGCAAUCAGCGGUGAAGGUUCUUGGAUGACUAUGGGAAAGAAGGGACUCAUGAUGUUAAACCUAGGAAAUAAAACAAGAACUGGACGAUAUAGACCGGAAAUAUGUCAUUCCUCCCAGAAUGAUACCUACGGUUGCCAAGAGUCCAUAGAAAGGAUGGCAACGCAAUAUGAAGAUUACUCUGAACCUGAGGUUUAUCUAACGGCAAAACUAAAAUAAAUCAAUCAGUAAAAAUAAUUAGGUAAAUAAAUAGAAGAAAAUAGAUAGGUUGGGAAGGUUUACUAGAUUUAAUUGAGGUUCCUGACUCUACAACAUAAAAAUUAGAAACCUUAGGGAAUUACCAAUGGCACUUUCUUUGUCCAGUUCCAGUUCUUAGUGAUAGAGAUAUUCUGAUUGAAUUCUUUUAAUCCUUCACCUCGUAAAUCUACCCUGGGGUGGCUUCCACUUCGCUACAUUAGUCCAACUUUCAGUUUUGAGGUGCCAUGACCCGUUUAACAAAACUUUGAAUAGAAUAAAAAGUCUUCUUAGGUCAGAGACACUUGGUAACGCAAGGAAGACAGCUGUCCGAACAUCAGGAGUUUGGCAAAAAAGACGAGUAAAAAUAGUCAUGAGACAUACACUAGUCUCACAUUGCAAAUUACCUGAAAUAAAGCUUAUAAGUUACAGCCAGUCUUGAGGAAAACAGAAUUUACAAGAAGGAUUAACUAAUAGAUUUCAUGUUAUAAUCUGGUCUCACAACAAUCCAGUUAUUUUGACUUGUAUGUCUGUACGAAUACUAAAGGAAAGUGUUCAUUAGCUGUAUAUAUGAAUAUACAGAGCUCAAACGGAUAUCCCAAAUGUUUAGCCACUUUGUAUAAUUUCUAUUUUUGGUAUGCCUUUGUUGGCUGGACAAAAUUAAAGCCUACCUAUUCAAGCUGUGUUGUUGAUCAUUUGCUUCAAAAAGGAAAACACUUGUGUAUUUUAAAAUCAAAGGUUAUUGUAGAUAAUGACUAGGCGCUCAUAAAUAUACAUAAUUCAUUAUUGUGUACGAAAAAUUUCACACGUAGUUACAGAUACUGACAAAUAUGCUUACAGAGUUCUCAAAUAUUUAUAUACUUGUAAGC
Molecule: messenger RNA, 2668 nt
Organism: Macrobrachium nipponense
Lineage: Eukaryota; Metazoa; Arthropoda; Malacostraca; Decapoda; Palaemonidae
Exons: 2
Coding region: 593-1504 (303 amino acids)
Source: RefSeq, a predicted model, not a curated record